AUGGUCGCAGCGUCGUCGUCGUCUUCGCGGGCCAAGCCCGUGAAGCGUGUGAAAGGUGGGACGGAGACAACCAAGUCGCAUCGAUUCGAGCCGUUUUCCCAGCGAGUCGCAAAGUUGAAGAUCGACCCGAUUCAUCGCGUGCGCCGACCCAGCUUUGGUGAAGAUGCCGAUGAGACAUCCUCCUAUUUUCGCUCCGCCUUCGAGCACUGGACCGAGCUGAACCUGUCCGACAAUUUCGUCCAAUUCGCCCGCCGAGUGAACCCGCUGUGCGAGAGCUUGGCUCAGAUCCUGUACCAUGAGGAGAAGAUUAUGAACUAUUUGGUGGAGUACAUCGAGAAGAGGGAUAAGUUGUCGAUUGAACCGCUUCUCGGUCUUCUGGCCCAGUUCGCGCGCGAUUUGGGCGUCAGGUUUGAGAAGCAUUUCGCGACUGCGGUCACUUUGGUGGCUUCCGUCGCUGCGAGCCAUCCUGAUGUCGAGGUCGUGGAAUGGUCCUUCUCUUGUCUUGCUUGGAUCUUCAAGUUCCUUUCCCGACUUUUGGUUCCGGAUCUUAGACAGCUUCUAGGUAUUAUGACGCCGUACCUUGGAAAAGAGCGCCAAAAGUCGUUUGUUACCCGCUUCGCUGCCGAAUCGAUGUCGUUCCUGAUCCGCAAGGCUGGUUUGGUGUAUUACAAGAAUACAACUCCUCUUCAACGCGCCGUAUCCUUCCUGCUCGAAGACUUGCGCCAGACUGUUGGGGAGGAUAAGAAUGUGGAGAUGUACAAGGAUGGUCUGAUGGCGAUGUUCGCGGACGCCAUCAAGGGUGUCAAAUAUGGCAUUCAUUCCAACGGAGGCGAUAUUCUCAGCUGUAUCCUGGACAACAUCUGCACCGGCGAUGACUUGCAGAGUAGUUUGGGGCUGGAAGUCGCAAGCGGAGUGGUGACCAACAUCCUCCACAACACUACCGUCGAUACCUUCGAGCCAAUUCUUGAUCUUGUUAGAUCGUAUAUCGAAAAGAACUGCACCAAGGGCGAUAAGCAGCACGCCAUCGCUUGCUCUCGACUGAUUUUCGUGUGUGUCACCACUAGAAAGGGAACGCGAGUGAAGAACUGGAGACCCGUCCAUCAGACACUACUUCUUCUGCUGCAGAAUGCUGCAGGUGCGCCUGGUGCGUACGCUGAAGCUAUCCCUCAGCUUCUCACUGCCGUCGCAUACGCGCUCCAAAUAUCACCAAUGGAUGAAAUGCUGCCGUUCAUGCGCUCGAUCAUGGAUGCCGUAUCGAAUGACAAACUCUCUACGCAUUUUCUCGCAUUCUGUGCCACCUUCUCCGAAUGGGGGCCAGAGAGAUUCCACAGUGUUGUCCUUCCUUAUUUCCAAAAGUUUGUCAACACAUCCUGGAAAGAACACGAGGACGAGCUUUGUCUGUCUUUGCUCCGUCUGAACCAGGCCGGUUGCAUUACGUCCGAGGUAGCCAAACCGGGGUAUAUCACUUGUCCCGCAUCCUGGAAGUCUCGUGUCAAGGACACGUUCAACAAGCCUGACCACAGCGCCACCGAGGUGACCCUCCUUAACGCCUACUCUAAACUCCCCAGCGCCUUGUCUCUCUCGACCGAACCUUCUCUCAUACCCGAGAUGACCAAGACUCUUCACGGUCAUCUCGUCCGCGCUCUGAAGAAGAAGAGCACUGAUCCAUCGGCUACAACCAAGUUUUACCUUGGCCAGGGGUUCAAAACCUACGUGGACCUUGCUACCACUGCUGGUAAUGUUGACUCGGCCCUUUGGGACCGCAUCAGCAAGGUAGCGGCACAAUACUCUCGUCUUCCGGCCUUCCUUGAGGCCACGCUGGGAUACAUUUCCGCCUGCAAACAGGACCUUGACCUGCAAAACUCGACGAUCGAAGUCUUUGCGGAGGUUCUAAUCUCUAACCUCAGCGGUCCUUCCCACAAGCUCCGCCUGCUGUCUUUGAGGAUUUUACGGGAACUUGUUCUGGCUUCCGGCGAGGAUGCCGAGCUUAUCUCCACAGCCAUUGAGAUCGAGGAGAGCCCAUUGACCCUGCAAAGUGCACGAGUUCUGGCAAUGCAUGUGCGUAAGCUUGCAUUAGCUUACCCGCAGGUGGUUUCGCGCAGAUGGAUGGCCAGGCUACUUCCCCAUUUCUGCUUUGGUUUGUUGUCAAAGAAGAUGGCGCCAUUGUGGGAUGAUGCUGCAUCUGCCUUGAAGUCUAUGAGUGAACUGCCUGAGGGGGAGAAGAUCGUCUCGGAUCUCGCAUUCCAGUGGCUCGAUGAGAGAGGAUCGGGCGAGGCAGCUGCGGACGCCAACGAUGAAGAAAGCACUGAAUCCUAUGUUGGUGGUCACUAUACAUGCUCCAACACGAUGAAGGUUGAGGAUAUUUCUGCCAAGCAUUUCGAAACCCCCGAGCAACCUGCUACAGCAUUGUCCGACGGGUUCGACAAAGACCACACGUUCUCAGGCGUUAUUCCCGCUUCGCCUAGGACCCAAGCUUUGCGUGUGCUCAACGCUGUACCGAAUAUUGCUGAAAAGAAGUCUCGUCAGGUCAUUCCCCUGUUCCUUUCUUGGGCCCUACGUGAUGAGGAUGACGGCCCCAGUGCGGAAUCGAAAGAUUCCAAUGUGCCCUAUAUUCCCUGGGGGUUCCACGAUCGGUUGGCGUUCCUUGGCCUCCUUGGGCAGUUCCUGAACCCCCGUGUGUUGUUCAAAGCACCUGAGGUCCAUGAGGCGCUUCUUGGGUUGCUGUGCCACGGUAAUUCUGAAAUUCAAAAGGCUGCACUCAAGGCUCUUUUCACGUGGAAAUCUGGAAACAUCACUCCUUACCAAGAGAACCUUCUUAACAUCUUGGAUGAGUCGCGAUUCCGGGAUGAGCUUUCUGUGUUUGUUCGGGUCGGCGGAGAUGACAGUGUGAUCGAAGAAGGGCACCGGGCUGAGCUUGUUCCUGUGCUUCUCCGGCUUUUGUAUGGUCGAAUGAUCUCCAAGGCCGGUGCAAGUUCUGGCCAGGCAGGCCAAGCGGGUCGCAGAAAGGCUAUUUUGAGAACGUUGUCGCAGUUGCCUGAUAAUGAGUUCGAGAUCUUUAUGCAGGUCUCAUUCGGAGCGCUGGGAGAGCUCGACUUAUUACAAAACAAUCAAAUCAAACAGCAGGCUUUCCAACAAGAACUUGUUUCCCCCAGACGCCAAAGCGGUUUGCUGAAGAUGAUUGAAACCGUCUUCGAAACGCUCCAAAGCCGGGUGGCUCCUUAUGCCGAAAAGUCCCUGCAAGUGGUUCUCUACUGUCUCGUCCGGGCAUGUCGCGAGAUAGAAAAGGAUCAACCUACGCCUGCUGCCGAUUCGCAAGAAGGACGUCUGUUGACCGUUCUGCGCAAUAUUCGUCACACUUGUAUUCGUUGUCUGGAGCUUAUCUUCUCCACCACGCAGGAUCAGGAUUGGUCGCCCUAUGUCGGUGCCAUCUUCGAGGAUGUUAUCAACCCUAGGAUCGAGAACUUUGCAACCGAAACUGCUCAGGGUGUGUCGGGUCUUCUUCGACUCUUCCACGUCUGGGCUUCUGCUCCUAGGUCUACGUUUUAUCUUGUCCAGCACAAUGACGUUGUGUUGAAGAAGGUUGUGGACUGUCUCGGCGUGGAGUCAGCUCGUGACGAAGUCAAGGUCUUUGUCAUGGACGAGAUUCUGGUGCCACUCGUCAACCUCGCCACGGGCAAGGAGCUGCAAGAGCAGGAGAAGAUAAGCGACAUUCCUGCCGAUGAAAUCCGUACUCAGGUCCUGUCUCCUUAUAUCGAGCACACCCUGUCUCAUCUCAGCAGACUGCUCAAGCGCGGCCCUUCCCGGUCCGUCUUGGUUUCUGGCGUGCAGGCGCUUUCUCUCAUCUCGCCAUGUGUUGAGUCCUCGAAAGAGACGUACAGUCUCAUCAGCAUCACUACCUAUCUACUCCGUCAACCUCCGGACCGUGUGUCCCCCAAGACCAAGUCUGGCCUGCUACGGACCUUGGAACAUUUCUUGCCCCUCUUUGACCCCAAGGAGGAUGCUACUCUCUCCGGAGAGGUUUUCGAAGCUGUGUCGUCCAUGUUCGAUUACUUCAAGGACAAUGCCAACAGAGAAAUUCUGGCUAGGGUCUUCACGGCCUUUGCCAGACGGGAUGAGGAGCUCGUUCAGGUCGCUUCUCUUUGCGAGGACCUCAACUCCGUGUCCAUGAAGAGGCUCGAAGUGGAUUAUGAACGUCGUCUGCAGGCCUUCCGGGAGGUCAACGAGAAUCUUUGGGACAAGCUCAACGCUAAGCAGUGGCGGCCUCUUCUCUACAACAUGCUGUAUCAGGUCAAGGAUGAGGAGGAACUUGCGAUCCGGUCGAGCGCUUCGUUUGGUCUGAAGCGUUUCAUGGAACGGGCUGUUCUUCCCACCGGUGGCGAUGCUGAGGAUUUCGAGCCUCUCGUUACUGAGGUUUUGUUCCCUGCUCUGCAGGGUGGCAUUCGCCAGAAAUCCGAGCUCAUUCGAUCCGAGUUCCUUUCCGCUCUUGGAUACUUCGUCAAGCUCAACCCCGAGCGUCCGGCUGUGAAGGAUAUGCAUGUUCUGCUUGUUGGUGAUGACGAAGAAGCGUCUUUCUUCAACAACGUUCUCCACAUCCAGCAGCAUCGUCGUCUUCGGGCCCUGCGCCGUCUUGCCAGCGAAGCAGCGAAGGGGAACCUUCAGGCUUCGAACAUCAGCACAAUCUUCAUUCCUCUCAAUGAGCACUUUGUGUUUGAUGAGGAAGCUGACGAGGCUGACCAUAACCUUAUCGCGGAGGCUGUGAUCACUAUUGGAGCCCUGGCAGAAUGGCUGGAUUGGAGUCAGUUCAGGGCUAUCUUCCGGAGAUAUCGUGGUUACAUGCAGAGCAAGUCCGACAUGGAGAAGAACAUCCUCAGGCUCUUGGGCAAGAUGGCUGAUUCUUUGACUAACGCCAUGAAUCAGCAUGCGGCCAUCAAAGCGGCUGCUCAGGACGGAAUGGAUGGGCUGGAGACUUCUGCGCCGACUUCUACGCUGGCUCGGUCCAUUCCCUCUGUCACCAAGGUUGCGAAUGAGUUGACGACAAACUUCACCCCUCAGUUGACUGAUUUCAUUCACCACAAGAAUGAGGCGCAGAUGAGUCUGCGUCUACCUGCUGCCGUCACGACGAUCAAGCUUCUUAAGUUGUUGCCUGAGACCGACAUGUCAAUUCGGUUGCCACCCGUUCUUCUGGACGUGUGCAGUAUCCUCAAGAGUCGCACCCAGGAAACACGAGACACUGCCCGGAAGACGCUGAACGACAUUGCCCUGCUGCUAGGCCCGCCCUACUUUGGUUAUAUCCUCAAAGAGCUUCGGACUACUCUCACCAAAGGUUACCAGCUUCACGUGCUGUCCUUUACGGUCCACUCAAUGCUUGUCUCGACAACGGAUGAUUUCAAGCAGGGCGACCUGGAUUACUGUUUGACGGACUUGAGCUCUAUUGUGAUGGACGACACGUUCGGCACUGUAGGCCAGGAGAAGGAAGCCGAGGAGUAUGUGAGCAAGAUGAAGGAAGUCAAGAGCAGCAAGAGUUUCGACUCUAUGGAGCUGCUGGCGAAGAACUCUACCGUCCGGAACUUGGCGGGUCUGGUUCGGCCCCUGCAGUCGCUUUUGCGGGAAAAGCUCAAUUCCAAUAUUGUGAGGAAGGUCGAUGAGCUCCUGCGGAGGAUUGGAGUCGGUCUGUUACGGAACCCAGGUGCCGAAAGCCGCGAUAUCCUGAUGUUCUGUUACGAAGUCAUCAAGGAGACGUACAACGCACCGGCCAAGGUCCAGACACAAGUCACCAAGACUGCUCAGGAAGAAAACUUGUUGAUCAACCUUCACGGAUCCAAGCGGGGCGAGAAACGCGGUACCACGUCGUCGUACAUCCACAAGUUGACGCGCUUCUCCCUUGACGUCCUGCGUGCUAUCCUCAGCAAGUUCAGCUCCCUGCUCACGCCGGCCAAUUUGGCCGGAUUCAUUCCCAUCAUUGGCGAUGCCCUGGUCCAGGCCCACGAGGAAGUCAAGAUCUCGGCUCUUCGUCUGUUGUCGACUAUCAUCAAGCUUCCUAUCCCGGAGAUCGACAGCAACUCUCAUGUCUACUUCACCGAAGCGGUGAAGGUAAUCAAGGAGGCCCCGAGCACGAACACUGAGGCCGCGCAAGCAUCGUUGAAGUUGGUCUCGGCCAUGCUCCGGGAGAGAAAGAGCACCAAGCUCCGAGAUGGACAUCUCGCUUACCUCCUCCAACGUGUUACCGCGGAUAUCGAAGAGCCUGACCGUCAAGGCGUCACCUUCAACUUCAUCCGGGCGGUUAUGGCACGGAAAUUCGUGGUUCCUGAAGUGUACGAACUGAUGGACCACAUCGCCACCAUGAUGGUCACCAACCAGACUCGCUCUGCGCGCGAUCUCGCUCGCGGCACAUACAUCCAUUUCCUGAUCGAGUACCCGCAAGCCAAGAACCGCUGGACCAAGCAGCUCAGCUUCCUGGCUAAGAACCUGGAGUACAAGCACCAGGAUGGUCGCCAAUCCGUCAUGGAGGCGAUCCAUAUGCUGUUGGCUAAGACUGGCGACGAGCUCGCCCAAGAUAUUGUCAGCACCUUCUUCCUGCCGGUGGUCAUCGUCAUGUCGAAUGAUGACGCGCCUGAGUGCCGUGAAAUGGCUGGUACCCUGCUGGGAGAGCUCUACACCCGGGCAGACCGGGAGCAGAUGAAGGCCAUGCUUGCCCCUCUUCAUACCUGGCUGGAGCAAACGGACAACAUGCUUCUGACCAGCACCGGAUUGCAAGCCAUGCGGAUCUACUUCGAGGUGGAAGGCACCGAAAAGGACAAGGAAGCUCGGUUCGUCGUGGACAUGCUCCCGGCUAUCAUGCAGCCUGUCCUCAAGGCCGAGGAGACCGAGAACUGGCAAGCUCUCUACUUCUCCUUGCAGCUCUUCUCCAAGCUCUGCAAGUCUGUUCCUGCGAUUGCGCUCGCCAAGGAGCGCGCUAAAAUCUGGGCCGCGAUCCGUGAAUGCCUGUUCUAUCCCCAUGCCUGGGUCAAGACCUGCGCCGCGACCCUCGUCGGCACCUGGCUUGCGGACCUGGCCAAGCACAACGCGGCAGAAGGAUACGGCUCUCUCCCGCUGGCUGGCUCCACGGGAUUGGCGCUCGACAAGGACGCCAUGUUGCAGCUGAUCCGCGCCAGUUUGCGCUCCCUUCGCACUCCUGCCGUCAGCGAGGAGCUCGCCAUGCAGUCCGUCCGCAACAUCAUCUUCCUCGGCCGCUGCUGCGCUCAGAACGGCCUUGAAUUCCCAAAGGCCGGUGGCAAGGACGCCGACUCGGACGUCAGCGAUAGCGAGGACGAGGCGAACGACGACGAAGCUGAACGUCCCGCGAACGCACCUAAAUCCGCGAUUCGCUACAUCUUCGAGCAAACGUCUUCCAUCCUGCGUCGGGAACUGCUUACCACGCGAGCCGAAUCCCUGAUCCCCAAGACCGCCUCCAUCGGUCUCUUCGCCUCGCUCUGCCGACACCUCGAAGUCGAGCAACUCCACGAGUCGCUCUCCGUCAUCCUCCUCCCUCUUCUCCACAUGACCGACAAUACCAUCCCACCCCCUCGGUCCUCCGACGAAGUCUUCCGGGAAUCAUACAAGGGCCUGGUGUCCAACUGCCACGAGGUGCUCGACAUCAUCCAGAAGAAGCUCGGACCCACCGAAUACAUCACCCAAAUGGCGAAGGUGCAAGACGCCAUCAAGGAGAGACGGGAAGGACGUCGUGUCAAGCGCCGCAUCGAAGCCGUCACCGAGCCGGAGCGGUACGAGAAAGACAAGCGGAGACGCAACGACCGCAAGCGCGACAAGAGAAAGGAGCGGGGUGCCGAACAUCGCAGUCGGAGACGUGGUUGGUAG
Molecule: messenger RNA, 7854 nt
Organism: Aspergillus ibericus CBS 121593
Lineage: Eukaryota; Fungi; Ascomycota; Eurotiomycetes; Eurotiales; Aspergillaceae
Product: putative HEAT repeat protein (DRIM)
Exons: 2
Coding region: 1-7854 (2617 amino acids)
Cellular component (GO): 90S preribosome; small-subunit processome; nucleolus
Source: RefSeq, a predicted model, not a curated record